Messenger RNA from Aegilops tauschii subsp. strangulata, 2039 nucleotides. RefSeq names its product serine carboxypeptidase-like 11. The record is from RefSeq and is a predicted model, not a curated record. Gene Ontology annotation, biological process: proteolysis; secondary metabolic process. Lineage: Eukaryota; Viridiplantae; Streptophyta; Magnoliopsida; Poales; Poaceae. Gene Ontology annotation, molecular function: serine-type carboxypeptidase activity; acyltransferase activity, transferring groups other than amino-acyl groups.
GCAGACACCAACCGCUAAAUCCAACGGCGGAAAAAAAGACCGAGUCCAAACCUUUUUUUCAGGCGACCUACAAAUAGUCAAAUAGCAAGUCCCAUUGUAUACACCUGCGGCAGGUAGGAGACAGUAAACUAUAGGCACAUGACAUGACAGCACGCCGUCUCACUUCUUUAUCAGUUACGUCCGGUCGAGCACGGCAGCCCGGCAGAAAUUCAACGGGUAACCGGACAAACCAUGGAGGCGCAACUGCUGUCCCGGCUCCUCCUCCUCCUCAGCUUCAUCAUCGUCUCCGGCGAGGCGGCCCCGACGCUGGUCACCAGCCUGCCGGGCUUCGACGGCGCCCUUCCGUUCCGCCUUGAGACCGGAUACGUGACGGUGGACGAGGAGCACGGCUCGGAGCUCUUCUACUACUUCAUCGAGUCGGAGGGCGACCCGCGGCGCGACCCGGUCAUCCUCUGGCUCACCGGCGGUGACCGCUGCAGCGUGCUCAGCGCUGUGCUCUUCGAGAUGGGCCCGCUGAGGUUCGUGAUCGAGCCCUACGACGGCGCGUCCGGGACCGUGCCGCGGCUGCACUACCACCCCUACUCCUGGAUCAAGGCCGCGAGCGUCCUCUUCGUUGACUCGCCCGUCGGCGCCGGCUUCUCCUUCUCCCGGGACCCCAGAGGGUACGGCGUCGGAGAGGUCUCCUCUUCGCUGCAGCUCAAAACGUUCCUCACCAAGUGGUUCACCGAGCAUCCAGAUUUCCUCUCAAAUCAUUUCUAUGUCGGGGGAGACUCGUACGCCGGAAAGAUCGUACCAAACGUCGCGCAGAAGAUCUCAGAAGAUAUUGAAGCGGGACUGAAGCCGACAAUUAAUCUCAAGGGCUAUCUGGUAGGCAACCCGAUUACUGGUGAGGCCAUUGAUAUGGAUUCUAGAGUGCCAUAUCUUCAUGGAGUAGGAGUCAUUUCCGAUCAGUUGUAUGAGACAAUAAUGGAGCACUGCCAUGGGGAACCUUAUGACAACCCCAAGAAUGUUAUCUGCGCUCAAGCUAUGGACAGGUUCAAGGCGUUGCUUGAAGAAAUUUAUGACUCCCAAAUUUUGUAUAAAAAGUGCAAUUAUCUGUCUCCCACACCAAACGAUGAGACUACAUAUGGCAGGAUCCUCCAACAAGAAACUGGAGCACUGAAACAUCCACCACCUCAGCCUCAAGUGGAUUGCCAUGGCUAUAUUACCUACCUGGCAUAUGUUUGGGCUAACAACAACAUCACACGGGAAAACCUUGGAAUAAAGGCGGGGAGCAUGGGCGAAUGGGUGAGGUGCCAUGAAAAAGACCUACCUUUCACCCAUGACAUUGAGAGCAGUAUAAAGUACCAUCGUAAUAUUACGUCAAAAGGUUAUCGUGCCUUGGUAUAUAGUGGAGACCAUGAUGCUGUUGUACCAUUUUUGGGUACACAGUCUUGGGUAAGAUCUCUCAACUUCCCCAUUAUGGAUGAAUGGAGGGCUUGGCAUCUCGACGGACAAUCCGCUGGAUUCACAAUAGCAUAUACAAAUAACAUGACGUUCGCCACCGUAAAGGGUGGUGGACACACUGCACCGUCGUACCAACCUGAGAGAUGCCUCGCAAUGCUUAGGCGUUGGAUUUCCAAUGAGCCACUCUGAUGUGUCUGUGUGUUGUAUAUCAUGAUGUUGGAUAGGGUGAAGCGUGCAAUGAUGUGUGAGUAUGUUCUAUGUGUUUUACUUUGGGUAUACCACGUGGUAAACUAUGAAUGUAAGAUUUGGUCUAUUUUCUCAUCAAGUUAGAUACCUCGCCGGGUAGAAGAUGCCACAAUGACUCGCUUUCCCUAUUCCGACAAGGAAUGGUCGAACCGACGCAACAUGGUAGCGACAAGGUCAGGCUGUCAACAAACUAAUUAAGCUUGACCGAGUUCUAGUGGGCUCAGCCCAGGCUCAGUAAGAAGCUCUAGCUCACGAAGACACAAAGCUCGGUUACAAAGAAAAUCAAUGUUCCUAACAUAACAAUGCAGUAAGCCCAAGUAUGUUACAAGAACAAAAAAUUAUCGCCA